Molecule: messenger RNA, 1984 nt
Organism: Mucor mucedo
Lineage: Eukaryota; Fungi; Mucoromycota; Mucoromycetes; Mucorales; Mucoraceae
Product: peptidyl-prolyl isomerase cwc27
Exons: 5
Coding region: 221-1825 (534 amino acids)
Biological process (GO): protein folding; protein peptidyl-prolyl isomerization
Cellular component (GO): catalytic step 2 spliceosome
Molecular function (GO): peptidyl-prolyl cis-trans isomerase activity
Source: RefSeq, a predicted model, not a curated record
GUAUUUAUUAUGUCUUGACUGUAAAUACAUGGUAUGCAAUACUAACGAUUUAUCAGGUUCACCAAUGUUUGAUAUAUCCAGCAGUUUUAUUAUUGUAGAUGUAGCUGGGUGCAAAGACAGAGGAUUAACUUCUACAAAGCCAGUUGAGAAUUUUUAACUGACGGUGUACAAAUGAGCAGAAUUGACCGACAGUCACUUUUUUUUCCUUGCCUUUUUCACCAUGUCUAAUAUUUAUGCUUUAGAGCCACAUACAAAUGCCAAAGUGAUUUUACAUACCACUUCAGGUGAUAUCGAAAUUGAAUUGUGGGGAAAAGAAGCGCCACGCGCAACACGUAAUUUCAUCCAACUUUGCCUGGAAGGAUAUUACGACAAUACAAUCUUUCAUCGUAUUAUUCCUGAUUUUCUUGUGCAAGGAGGUGAUCCCACAGGCACUGGUCAAGGUGGCGAAUCGAUUUAUGAGGAAGGUUUUCCAGACGAAUUUCACUCCAGAUUAAGAUUUAAUCGACGUGGUCUUGUUGGGUUAGCUAACACGGGUCAAGAUGACAAUGGAUCCCAAUUUUUCAUAACUUUGGACCGUGCCGAUGAACUCACUAAGAAACACACCAUGUUUGGUCGUGUCGCUGGUGAUACUUUAUUUAAUGUGAUGAAAAUGACUGAACUCGAGGUUGAUGAAAACGAAAGACCUCUAUAUCCUCCACGUAUCAAGAGCACAGAGGUUGUGCUCAACCCAUUUGAGGACAUCAUUCCCCGUAUCACUGCACAUGAAAAGAAGGUGGCUAAAAUGAUGGAGCAAAAGAAAAUGGAAGCGGAACUAGCAAAAAAGAAAAAUAAGGGUCAGAAAAAACAAUUAAACUUGUUAUCAUUUGGUGAAGAAGCAGAAGAGUUUGAAGCACCUGUCGAAAAAAAGGCAAAAAUGAAAAGCACAUAUGAUUUUAUGGAAAAUGUUGUACCUACACCAACGGAUUUGCUCGAGGAACUGAAAAAAGAGCCUGAGGUCCAGAAAGUAGUUGUGGAAAAGCAAAGUAUUCAAGAGAGAUUAAAGGAAAAGGUUAAAGCUUCGGACGAAAAGAGAAAAAGAGCCAUAGCAGAGGAGGAAGAGAAGGCCGCUAAAGUAGUGGCCACGCCUUCAGAAGAAAGAUCCAGUGCUAUCGAGAAAUUAAAGCAAGAUAUUCGAAACAUCUCUAAAGUUGAAGAGGAAGCUCCCGUUCAGAAAAAAGAAAAGAAAAAGUCGCUUGUAGAACAGGAACGUGAAAAAUAUGCAACCAACAAAAAGACCAAAAAGAAGGCUUCUGAUAAAGUAGAUGAUAGCGAUGUCUUCAAUCAACUCAUGGCCUUCACAAAGAAAAUUUCAACUGCUAAACCUCAGUCCAAAUCCACAGACAAAAAACAAGAAAAAGUCUGCAAACUGCAUGAUAUUCCUAAUUGUGAAUCUUGUUUUGAUAUCAGCGGACAGGAAGCAGAUGAGACGGAUGAGGGUUGGAUUUCGCAUAAACUUGUAUUUGACAAAGAUUUGAAGGGUAAAGAUUUAAUGCAACGAAAAGAAACGGUGGAUGAUUAUGUUGUGAUUGAUCCUAGAGACAGAGAAGCAAAAGCAAAGCAGGAGGAAUAUGAGAAAAAGAGACAUAUCAAAAGUAAAGUAGGCCCUGCAUUUAGAAAGAGAGAAAGAGAGGAGGACGAUACUGGUAGAAAAUAUAACGAUCCUUCUAGAAGGCGUGACGAUAAUCAUAGGCGUGACGGUUAUAGUAGACGGGACGACUACAGCAGACGGGACGACUACAGCAGACGUGACGAUAGAGAUGGCGAUGGUAAAAGAUCAAAACGAUAAAUAAACCUGUACAUAUCUUAUUUGCCUUCAAAUGCUAGACCCUGUUUUUUUUGAAAUAGACUUCAUCCUUCUUUUAUUCAAAAGAUCAUAAUUUCUACAGGCAAAAAAAGGGAGAUGAUUUGUUGCUUUCUGUAAGCUUAGGUUGUGAUUUAUAUUGAA